AAAUUUAGUAAAUUGGAUGAAUAAUUUAUAUCAAAAAAAAAAGGUUGAUAUAAUUUCUUAUGAUAACCUCGUUUCCAUUUCUCAAUUAAGACUCCAUAAAUCAUUAGUAGACAGUGAUCCUGAAAUUCUUAAAGAAAAACAACCUGGAGUCGUUAAUUUUAAAGAAAAGUUAAGCUUAAAAAAGUGGGUUGAAGAUGCUGUGAAUGAUAAUUUAAUUAUUUGGACCAGGAAUAUCAACCUUUUUCAAGGAUUAAUAAUAAAUAAAAAUGACGAAAUAGAAAUCAGUAAGAAAGUUCCCAUUAACAUCACUGAAAUUCCUGAAGUCAAUUCUAUUAAUAAAUUUUAUUUGGAAUUAAUCAAACCGUCAACAAAACUAGAAUUUACUUUGUUUUCCAACCAUAUUUUUUCAAUUGAAAAUUUAAGCACUUUCCCAUUUAUUAAGAAUGAUGAUCAAAGUUAUAAAGGUUGUAAUCAUGUUUUAGUAAAAUGUGAGAAACGUGAAAUUCUUUUAAAUGCAGGUAGUAUAAAGCCUACAGAAGAAUUUGAGCAAGCUAUAGAAGAAGCACUUAAUAAUAUGAAGCCAUUGAAAACUUUGCAAGACGUAUUUAAUGAAUACGGUCAUUUAUUUCCACAAAGAUUUGUAUUAGGAAGGUGCCUUAAAAAUAUUUUACAAGAUUUCUCUUCACCUAAUACAUUUGGCGAAGUUAAUGAUGAUAAUAAAAUACUUGAGUCGUUAGAUAAUUUAAAUAUUUCAUAUCUAUUAACUCAAAAGGGAAGGGUUGUUGAAAAAAAUAACUUACAUAAUUGGAUUCAAACCACUGAUAACAAUCUAGAAAUUGUUAAAUUUGAUAAUAUUAUUCCCCUUUAUAAGAUUCUUGGAGUUGAGCAACAAAGAAAAAUCGAUGAUAUAUUAAAAGAUAAUUAUAGAAUUGUAAUGACAGGAAUUACUGAUUUAAAGGAUUUAAAUAUUAAUAAUGAAGAUCACUACAAACGUAUUGAUUUUGAAUCGCCAUUUGAAAGUGAAAAUUAUCAA
Rhizophagus irregularis DAOM 181602=DAOM 197198 is the source of this 1033-nucleotide messenger RNA. NCBI's taxonomy places the organism in Eukaryota, Fungi, Glomeromycota, Glomeromycetes, Glomerales, Glomeraceae. The record is from RefSeq and is a predicted model, not a curated record.